CAUGAACAUAUGACAUGAUGUUGUCAAUUUUAAGGAGGCCGGUGAUUGCAAGUACUUCAAGAUUUUAUUCAACUUUAAGCAAAAAUAUGGAAAAGCACGGCGUUGUGCCCGAUGUUAUCGACGUUGCUCCCGAACAACAAGUUGAAGUUUCGUAUCCCAGUGGUGUAAAGGUAGAUUCUGGCAAUGAAUUAACUCCAACACAAGUUAAAGAUAUACCGGCAGUAAAAUGGCCGGCCGAUAAAGAUUCCCUUUACACACUUUGUAUGACCGAUCCUGAUGCCCCAAGUCGAAAAGAACCCAAGUUCCGAGAAUGGCACCAUUGGCUCGUUGGAAAUAUUCCAGGAGGAGAUGUCUCACAAGGAGAAGUUCUUUCUGAAUAUGUUGGAUCUGGACCACCACCAAAUACAGGUCUUCAUAGAUAUGUUUUCUUGGUGUACAAACAAAAUGGUAAAUUAAAGUUUGAUGAACCAAGAUUGACCAACAAAUCCGGAGAUAAUAGAGGUGGAUUUUCUAUUAGAAAAUUUGCAGCUAAAUAUAAUCUUGGGCAACCUGUUGCUGGUAAUUUGUAUCAAGCUGAGUAUGAUGAUUAUGUUCCAAUUUUGUACAAGCAAUUGGGAGGAUAAAUUGUGAUAUCCUGUUAUUUAAUAUGAUUAGUAUGUAAGAAAUAUGCCUUCAUUUAAUAAAACUGUAUUGAUUUUUG
Messenger RNA from Diabrotica balteata, 700 nucleotides. The record is from the annotation of a GenBank genome assembly. Lineage: Eukaryota; Metazoa; Arthropoda; Insecta; Coleoptera; Chrysomelidae.